AUGUCAAUCGAUGCAUGGAGGCAAUUUCAAUUUUUUGAUAAUAUUCCCAUCAAAGACCCACUAACAGAUAGUGCGACCCCUUUGUAUUCUGAUCCAACUUUAAGUGCUGCGACUUUAGUGGACAAGACAACGUUGGUCAUAGCCGUCAGAUCGACAGUGAUUAAAAUCGUAAACUUACUCGAAUCCAAAGUUGAACAUCAAUUUCAAGCUUUCCAGGAUGGUUUUCAAAUCACAUAUUUGAAGAUAAUAAGUAAUGUAUACCUCGUAAGUAUAGGUGAAUGUAUUGGACAACCUACUUUGCUGAGAAUAUAUAAAUUAGAUCGCUUACCGGCUGAUGAUCGAUCGUAUCAUGCUUCAGUUGAAUUGAAGAAUGGUAAUAACACAUACCCAAUAACGGGGGUUUCUAUUUCACCUGAUCUAAGUUGCAUAGUGGUUGGAUAUGCAAAUGGUAAAAUAGUGUUGGUAAGAGGAGAUCUAGCCAGAGAUAGAGGCUCACGACAAAGAUUUAUAUAUGAGGAUAAUGGCAAAGAACCAAUUACUUUCUUAGCGCUAAACCAUGACACUACGGUUUGUUUCGCUGCCACUACAAGUAAAAUUAUGCUAUUCAAUACUACAGGACGAAAUAAAGGGCGACCUGAUAUGGUACUUAAUGCGAACUCCGGAACUAGUUUAAAUGGUGGAUGCUGGUCUCAGUACACAAAUGAAUUUGUUUGUGCUGUGGGAAGAAAUAUAGAAUAUUAUAAGGAAAAUGGUGAAAAGACUGUACUCCCACUUGGUAUAGGGUCCAUUAAACGGCUAUAUCCGAUUGAUGAUGUACAUUUACUACUAGUCUUGGAAGAGAACACACAAACUACUUUCUUAGAGGCCAAUAAUCUAAAAUCAAUUAUAAGCAGAGUGCUAAUUUUAGAUAUAACAAAUAAGAUCAUUGCAUCAAAUUUUAUCAUCGCGCACGCUAUAAUCGACAUAUUGUCGCUUGAAUCCCAACAAAAUAACAUUAUCUACCUACUUACUUCAGACACAAUAAUUUACAAUAUUGUUAAAAAGCCUCUGGUCGAAAGGUUGGAUAUUGCUGUACAAAAGGAACAAUUCUCCUUUGCAUUAGAAAUUGCGAAGCAAAAUAAUGUUGACAAUGUAAAGAUACAGAAUAUACAUAAAAAAUAUGGGGACUAUCUUUACAAGAAAGGAGAUAAGGAGGAAGCUACAAAGCAAUUUAUUCAAUGUUUGGAUGUUGUGGAAACCAGCGAAAUCAUUUCGAAAUUUGGCAUAGAAGAGACGUCGGAUGAUCAGAGCUUAAAAAAUCUGGCAGAUUUUUUGUGGUCCAUAGUGGAAAAGGGCAUAGCAAGCGGUGACCACAUUACAUUGUUACUCGUAGUCCUAAUUAAAUUGAGAGCAGAGGGAGAUAUUGAGCACUUUAUUCAUCACUUUAGCCGCACAGGAGAGUAUCGUACUGAAGUCAUUGAGAGUGAUAUUGAUAAUGAAGAAUAUUUUUAUAAGAAUGACCAUAUUUUCAAUGUUGAGCAGGUUAUCUCCUUAUUGGAAAAUACAGGUUUCAAUUUACUAGCAUAUCAAAUGGCAAAGCGCUUUGCAAAAGAUUCAGCAGUAAUUGUAGAGAUAAUUUUAAAUGCAUUGAAUGAUCCAUUUGCAGCACUUAACUAUAUUAAGAGUCUACCUAUUGAUGAUACUUUGAGGAUUCUAGUUACCUUUUCUAAAACAUUAUUGGAAAAAUUGCCAAAUGACACAAAUGCCCUUUUGAUUGAUAUUUUUACUGGUAAGUACACUCCUAAAAGAUAUGAAUCAAAAAUUGGGGAUGCCACAGAGCACCUGGAAAAGAGUGAUUUGAAAAAGAUUUUUUAUAGUUAUAAUACAUUUCUGAGUUACAUGCAUAGGACCAUGGGUACGGAAGUAUCAGCUGAUACUUCAACUACCCUCGAUUACCAACCUACAUAUCAUCCGCCAAAACCUUCUAUUGUCUUUAAUUCUUUCAUAGGGAAACCAUUUCAAUUUGUAGUUUUUCUAGAGGCAUGCCUGGAUAGUUACCAAAGAUAUGAAGGUUUUUCAGAAGAUAGGCAGGUCAUUUUAACCACUCUUUAUGAUCUUUACUUAACUCUAGCCAACGAAGAUGUAUCUGAACGUAAGGCAGACUGGAGAAGGAGAGCUGAGAAUAUUUUGCAAGAAAAUUGUACAUUGGUUUCUGAUACAGAUGACGCUACGGGGAGAACUGUGAAUAAAUUGGGCGAGAAAAUAAGUAUCGAUAGCUCCUUGAUUAUGCUCAUAAAUCAUAUGAAUAAAGCAAAUUUACUUGUUUCUCAGGACAGAGCGCAUAAUGAUGAGGAUUUAUCCUUUUUAAAGUUUAAUGGAGAUAUAACAGAUGAAAACUUGCUUGACUCAUUUACAUCUUUAACAUUAACUGAGUCACCACAGAGCUGUUUAAGCUUUUUCAAAUCGCAUAGAGAUAAGGAUACAAAAUUAUAUGAGAUAGCAUUGACAUACUUCGUUUCUAGCGAAGAAGUCUUGAGCAAAAUUGGCGGAGAAAAGAUUUUGAAAACUGAAGUUCUUGAUAAGGCCUUGGAUAAUAGUUCUAUGGAUAUUUUAGAGGCCAUCGAAAUUCUCUCUUCAACUAGUGUUCUUACAUUCGGUUUUAUUCAAGAAUUAUUGAUAGAUUACUUUGAAGAAGAAAAUAGAGAAAUGGAGAAAAAUCGAAAAUUGGUUGAAUCUUACGAAACAGAAUUGAAUACCAAGAAAGAGAAACUAUCCAACAUUAUCCAUAAUCAAGAUCCUACACAGAUCCAGUUGAAAAAUCAGACGUGCUUUAUGUGUAAACUACCGAUGCAUCUUCCAAUGGUUUACUUCAAAUGUGGUCACAUUUACCACCAGAACUGCAUGGAUGAAGAAUAUUCAACAGAAGAGAAUGAGUUAAUAUUCAAAUGUCCAAAAUGUAUAGUAGAACUGGAAACGUCAAAUAGAUUAUCGGAGGCCCAGAAAGAGGUCGCAACAAAGACUGAAUUAUUGAAGAUGGCUCUGGAAGAUGAUAGUAGGCAUAAGGACCGUUUCAAAGUCAUUACAGAAUUCAUUGGUAGAGGGGGACUUGAAUAUAAUCAUGUAACCAUAUAG
Molecule: messenger RNA, 3111 nt
Organism: Kazachstania africana CBS 2517
Lineage: Eukaryota; Fungi; Ascomycota; Saccharomycetes; Saccharomycetales; Saccharomycetaceae
Gene: PEP5
Product: tethering complex subunit PEP5
Exons: 1
Coding region: 1-3111 (1036 amino acids)
Biological process (GO): endosome organization; organelle fusion; vesicle-mediated transport
Cellular component (GO): endosome; HOPS complex
Molecular function (GO): protein-macromolecule adaptor activity; protein binding
Source: RefSeq, a predicted model, not a curated record